CUGUCCGGACUUCCGGUUGGCUGUAGGUUCGAAUUCCGGGUUUCUUGGCUGGCGCGAGGAACCGGCGCUGCCGCCCGGGGACUGGGCCAUGGAUAAGCUGCGGCGAGUCCUCAGCGGCCAGGACGACGAGGAGCAAGGACUGACCUCGCAGGUCCUGGACGCCUCGUCCCUUAGCUUCAACACCAGGUUGAAGUGGUUUGCCAUCUGCUUUGUCUGCGGCAUCUUUUUUUCUAUGCUUGGAACUGGAUUGCUGUGGCUUCCAGGUGGCAUAAAGCUUUUUGCAGUGUUCUAUACCCUUGGAAAUCUUUCUGCAUUAGCCAGCACAUGCUUUUUAAUGGGACCCUUGAAGCAACUGAAGAAAAUGUUUGAGACAACAAGAUUGCUUGCAACAAUUAUUAUGCUUCUGUGUCUCGUGCUUACCCUGUGUGCUGCUCUUUGGUGGCAUAAGAAGGGUCUGGCCUUACUAUUCUGCAUAUUGCAGUUUUUAUCAAUGACCUGGUAUAGCCUAUCAUACAUCCCAUACGCCAGGGAUGCAGUUAUGAAAUGCUGUUCUUCUCUCCUAAGCUGAAAAUCAGAAACUCCUGGAAAAGAACAUUAGAAUGUAGAUACUCUGUUGCUUUUCUCAAUAAAAUAACUCCCAAAACACUGCAUAACAGUUUAAGGCCAUUUUGUACUAAGACUGUUUUGUAUACUGGUAAAAACUACAUACUUGAUUAAACUGUUAAAUGCUUGUAACUUUAA
Molecule: messenger RNA, 741 nt
Organism: Otolemur garnettii (small-eared galago)
Lineage: Eukaryota; Metazoa; Chordata; Mammalia; Primates; Galagidae
Gene: SFT2D1
Product: SFT2 domain containing 1
Exons: 8
Coding region: 89-568 (159 amino acids)
Biological process (GO): vesicle-mediated transport
Cellular component (GO): membrane
Source: RefSeq, a predicted model, not a curated record